AUGUCGGUCGCGAAGUCGAGAGUGCUGGAAUUGAUGAAGGUCCAAUGCCGGAUCUUCUCAACCACAUUCAAUCCUGAUAGACUUCGAACAGGAAACAAGAUUCUUCGACAAAGGUUAAAGGGACCUGCAUUGGCUGCAUACUACCCACGAAAGAUGGCUACAAUUAAGGAUAUGCAGAAAGCUUAUGACGAAUAUGAUGUCGAGACCUAUGAUGAUGCUGAGGAAGAUAGAUUUGAACAUAUUACGAUUCUGAAAGCGAGAGGAAAGGGAGCACCAAAAAAGAAGAGGACUGCAGAAGAUUCCAAGAAGUUCAAGGGAAAGAAGAGGUAG
Molecule: messenger RNA, 330 nt
Organism: Botrytis porri
Lineage: Eukaryota; Fungi; Ascomycota; Leotiomycetes; Helotiales; Sclerotiniaceae
Exons: 4
Coding region: 1-330 (109 amino acids)
Cellular component (GO): mitochondrion
Source: RefSeq, a predicted model, not a curated record